AUGCCGACCAUCCGACCAACAUCACUAGAAUGCUCCUUCGAACCAGCAACUCCAUCCCUGAUCACCUUAGCAAACAAUAUAUUUUCUCCCACCUUUGACUUUCUUACUAUGGCAACCCCAUCCAUGCCUGCUCGUGGAGAUCAAACGGCCCCGACCUUUGACCCCCAUCAACCCUGCAAAUUGAGACGAUAUUUCGCCAAUCUAGACUUCCACUUUGAAGUCUACAGAUUGUACCCCGGAUCGGAGGAAGAGCGCAAAUGGUCGGUAUCAGAUAUGGACAAGCUAGUUGGCGAAACAAGCAGGGUUGGCAUCUUGUCUCUCAGCGAACUUGGCAACUAUCAUCGGCGAUUCCUGGCAAUCAUGGUAUUCCUCCUUAGCAAGGCACAAAUCUUGGCUGCCGAACAAGAAUGUGCCUUCGCUAGAGGAUUCCAACUGGAGCUAUGGGCAAGAAUCUUGCAAUGUCUACAACUCAAGUUCCCCAAUCAUUUCCCAGACGGCCCAUACAACCUCCAAGACAUCCAUGACACGGCCCGAUUCAUUUUGCACGGCACCAUGUCCGCCUACAACACAACCUCUACCGACAUCUCUCAAGCAGCCCCCGCUGUGCCACCCACCAAUGCAAUCAAAGCCAAAGACCUGGCAACCAUGUUUGAACGACUCACCAACACCUUUGUCAAGUCCAUCGCAGCUCAAGGGAUGUCCAGGCCAGCCAAUCGACCAUCCCAACAACCAGGACAAGGCGGCGACAACUGCAUGUUCUGUGGCAGUCCCGAACACUUCAUGUGCACCUGUCCCGAUGUCACCAAAUAUAUUCAGAUCGGCAAAUGCAAGCGGAAUAUCGAGGGGAAGGUUGUAUUGUCAAGUGGGGCAUUUGUACCCAGAGAAAUCAUAGGUAGUAACCUAAAGGACCAAGUUGACAAAUGGCAUCGCAGGAAUCCAGGACAGUUGGCAACUGGACAGAUGAUAUUCAUGGUAAAUGCGGCGCCGACUCACCUGAUGAUAAUAGCCUCCUGUCACGAUUCCCCCUCAUUGCUGGAUAUCACCCCAACUUACCAACUCACCAAUGUCCAGCAAAUUGCGAGCCUCAAAUCCAAGGACGAUGCUCCAAUCCACCCAUAUGCCAAAGCCCAAGACGCCACCUAUGCACCGCCACAUAAAUGCAACAUGGGAGCCCCGGCAAAGAUACCCUUGGCAAAGAAGGACGCUCCGGCCUACAAAACCACGGCGCCGAUCUAUGACGAGAAGGUAGCAGCUAAGGUCUACAACAGGGUGAUGGCCACUCAGGUGAUGCUUACCCAGCGCAAACUACUCUCCCUCUCCGCCGAAGUCCGUUUGCAGGUCAGGGAAGCCACGUCAGCAUGCCGAUCGCCUGCCAAAGAUGCCAGCAAUGUUCGGACCUUCUACCAAGAUGCCAAUCUACCCUAUGCCAUCGACGACCUUGAACCACUGACUCAACUGACUGUCUCCUCCUUCAUCAACAUCCUGCACCAACCGGAAACACCUCCGCCUAGUGCAAUCAUCAUCCCCAACAUGUACGAAACAUAUCUGAAGAAUCUACAGCCCAGUCAGGUUCCUCAGCCAUUGAUAGUUGCUAAAGAAUUGUCUGCCCUAAGGUCUAUUGUUCCCCUUGUUGAUCAUCAGCAGGAAGUCGAAUGUGUCAUCGAUCCAGGCAUUUGCAACAAACUGGCACUCAUCUAUGACCCUGAAAUCGUCCUCAAUAUGCAGUCGGCGAACGGCGAAAUCGACCAAUCCUUGGGCCUGGCACACAAUGUGCCAUUCCUCAUCGGCGACACCACCCUGUACCUCCACAUCCUCAUCAUUUGGAAUUCAGCCUACGACGUUCUCCUCGGUCAGCCCUUCAACAUCCUCACCAAAAGUAUUGUCAAAAAUUAUUCAAAUGAAGACCACAUGAUCACCAUCAGCGACCCGAACAAGGGACAACGAGCCACCAUUCUGACGAUCAGACAAGGACCGCCUCAAGUCCUUCACUGA
This is a messenger RNA of Heterobasidion irregulare TC 32-1, 1992 nucleotides long. RefSeq lists its product as uncharacterized. The record is from RefSeq and is a predicted model, not a curated record. Bases 1 to 1992 code for a protein of 663 amino acids. The transcript has 4 exons. NCBI's taxonomy places the organism in Eukaryota, Fungi, Basidiomycota, Agaricomycetes, Russulales, Bondarzewiaceae.